Messenger RNA from Jatropha curcas, 900 nucleotides. RefSeq names its product Cwf18 pre-mRNA splicing factor. Lineage: Eukaryota; Viridiplantae; Streptophyta; Magnoliopsida; Malpighiales; Euphorbiaceae. Gene Ontology annotation, cellular component: post-mRNA release spliceosomal complex; U2-type spliceosomal complex. The record is from RefSeq and is a predicted model, not a curated record.
UUUUUCCCAAAAAAAUAAAGUUAAAAAAAUGCGGAAUCCCUUCCUCUUUUUCCUUUUGCAUAUUUGAUUCGUUUAAUCAAAUAAAGUAAUUCUGAAUUAGCUUCUCUCAAUUCUACUGCUUUCAAUUUUUCCUAAUCAUAUUAGUAAUUAGGGUUUCUUUGAUUCCCUACUGUUGUUCAGGCAGAACAAUGGCUACUGAAGAAGAGUCAAUCGAACAAGCUGCGGUUGCACGUCGAGAGAGACUCAAAGCUCUCAAAGCUGCCCAGGAACUACUGAGUACUCCUGAUGAUGAUAAGACAAAUAAUGAAAAUGAAACUUCCGCCGACAAUAAUCCCAGCAUGAAGUUUCGAAAUUAUGUUCCUCAAGCCAAGGAGCUUCAGGAGGCUAAGCUUGCUCCACCAGUGCUACCAAAGUUUGAAGAUCCUGUUGCAGCAGCACCUCCACCGUCAGAGACAAAAGAGGAUCCAUUUCUCAACAUUGCUCCGAAGAAACCAAAUUGGGACCUUCGAAGGGAUGUGCAGAAGAAGCUUGAUAAGCUAGAAAAACGCACACAGAAGGCAAUUUAUAAACUAAUGGAGGAACAAGAAAAGCAAAAACAGCUUGACGAAGAUGGCGGAACAGCUAUGGAAGAUCAGUGAUAAAUUUUAUCGCCUAUUAAGGACAGUAUUAUAGUUCAUUGGCUGAGCCAAAUGUUACAACUUAGUGAUAGAAUCUUUUUUUUUUGUUUCUCAAUCCAAGCAGUGUAAUGUGCUGUAGCCUGUCUAUUUGAUCGAGGCAAAAUUUCUACAGAGCUCUACCAUUGUAUUAAGAUACCUGAAGUUUGAAAUCUAAAGCUGAAGCAACUGAAAACCGAACCAGCAGGUUAAAACAAAUUCAAAUCCAAAGAAUAUUGAACUGAAA